Molecule: messenger RNA, 2344 nt
Organism: Rhineura floridana
Lineage: Eukaryota; Metazoa; Chordata; Lepidosauria; Squamata; Rhineuridae
Gene: PEX12
Product: peroxisomal biogenesis factor 12
Exons: 4
Coding region: 158-1249 (363 amino acids)
Biological process (GO): protein monoubiquitination; protein import into peroxisome matrix
Cellular component (GO): peroxisomal membrane; peroxisomal importomer complex
Molecular function (GO): zinc ion binding; protein binding; ubiquitin-protein transferase activity
Source: RefSeq, a predicted model, not a curated record
GGUACCAUAGGGAUCAGGAAAGGGGAGGGCUAGAGCGGACGAGCUUCCGGCAGCGCCCACGUUGGCACAGAAGACAAUGAGACCAUAGAGCGGAGGAGGCUCAGGUUGGGUUGGUAGAUUUCAUAGGCAGUCUGGAUUCUCCACCCCAGAAGAAGGCAUGGCGGAACGUGGGGCUCACCUCACCGCUGCCUCCGUCUAUGAGGACAGGCCAUCCAUCUUUGAGGUUGUGGCCCAGGACAGUUUGAUGUCUGCCGUGAGACCUGCUCUUCAGCAUGUGGCCAAGGUGCUGGCUGAAUCCAACCCUGGCCGUUACGGCUUCCUGUGGCGUUGGUUUGACGAAAUCUAUGCCCUCCUGGAUCUCCAGCUCCAACAGCAUUACCUCUCUACGUGCAGCGCCUCUUUCUCCGAGAACUUCUACGGCUUGAAGAGAGUGGUGCUGAGACGACGACGCGGCAGCGAGCUGCAAGGGGGGCCGGUCACCGCAGGGCUGUCGCGGAGGCGUCACUGGAAAUCUCUCUGCCUCCUGGUCCUCGUCCCUUACCUGAGGACCAAGCUGGAAAAGCUGAUCGCCCGCCUCCGAGAGGAAGACGACUACUCCAUCCACCCUCCCUCGUCAUCUUGGAAGCGGUUUUACAAGGCCUUCUUGGCCGCUUACCCCUUUGCGAACUUGGCAUGGGAGGGCUGGUUUCUGGCCCAGCAGCUCUCCUACAUCCUAGGGAAGGCCCGGCAUCAUUCCCCGCUGCUGAGGUUGGCCGGCGUGCAGCUGGUCAGGCUUACAACUGAAGAUGUGCGAGCCUUGGAGGAGAAGGCGUCUGCUGCCAUUAGAGGGUGUUCGCAGCCGGCCGGCAGCCUGAAGCAGCAGGCGCAGUCAGCCCUGCAGAAAUUCUUGGGGGCGCUGGCCUUUUCCCUCUCCACCGGCCUCUCCGUGGGGGUCUUCUUCCUCCAGUUCCUGGAAUGGUGGUACUCGUCCGAAAACCAGGAGUCCAUCAAGUCGCUGACUGCCCUGCCUACCCCCCCACCCCCCGUGCACCUGGACCAUGGGGCAGACUCCCCCCUCUUGCCCAGGCUCAAGAGCGUGUGCCCGCUGUGCCGCAAAGUCCGCACCAACGACACAGCCCUGGCCACCUCUGGGUUCGUCUUCUGUUACCGCUGCGCCUACGGCUACGUGAGGCAUCACCAGCGGUGCCCCAUCACAGGCUACGCCACAGAACUGCAGCACCUUGUCAAAUUGUACGCCCCUGAAAAGUGACAGGCACAUCCGGUGCCGCCCCCCAGACUCAGUGCACGGACGCUGUCUUGCCAGGGUGCUUUUUUGCUGUUGUACGCCCAUGAAAUUUAUCCGCUCUGGCGGCACACAGGCAUUCCGUCACUUCUUUUUCGCCCAGCGACCUCUUCAGGGCUUGGCUACGUGCUGUUGAGCAGGGGGUUGGACUUGAUGGCCUUAUAGGCCCCUUCCAACUCUGCUGUUCCAUACUCCCUAUUUGGAAAGCAGGCAGGCUCUGUUAAGAAUUCUCUUGUUACCUCGUUCAGCUUAUUUCCCGUAGAAGUUGGGGGUCAUCAGCUGAGGGAGGUAACUAGAGAGAAAAGCCUGCCGUACCUUCUUCCUUUCAGUAUGGCUUGAAGGCAAACCUCUGCUGCAGACUCUCAUAUAUGAGAAUCCACAAGGCUCUCAACAGCCAAUCCACUGCGGACUUGUGCCAGGACCCUCUUACUCUCACUCGCCUAAUUUCCCCCUGCUCUUCUGCUGCUGGGGAAAUUUCAGCAGAGGACUAAGUUAGGCAUGGCGUUGUGUGAAUACCUGGGGAUUUAUUUUGAGAAUGGCAGCUGUGGCAAAACCUGGACAGCAUUUUACCUCUUUCUGCCCCUGUCAGUCCUGAUAAAACCUAUCCGAAGCUGCUGUUUACAUUUCAAGGAAAGCUCUGACGGUUUCCCGUAAAAGGCAGACGGCAGCUUCCCAAAAGCAUUUUUUACUGGGAGUUAAACCAUCCCAUUGGUUCGGAGGCUGCUCUGGCUUCCUAUAGCUGCUGUUUCAUGGAGGAUACGGCUAUCAGUCGGUACUAGCCAUAAUGGCUAUGAUCUGCCUCCAUAAUUGGGAGGCGGCAUGCUCUGAAAUACCAGUUGCUGGAAACUGCAGGAGAGGAGAGCGCUCUGGUGCUUAGAUCCUGUUUGCAGGCUUCCUGUUGGGGCACCUGGUUGGCCACUGUGAGACCAGGAUGCUGGACUAGAUGGGCCACUGGCCUGAUCCAGCAGGCUCUUCUGAUGUUUUUCUUUAUGUAAAAAAUAUGCACGUUAAGAUUCAUCACUUCUAAUGUAGUUGUGAGAGCAACAAAUAUUUUUAUUAUUA